AUGUCAAUCAUUCUUCGCAUUGCGGUAUGGGGUGCUGGCAUAUGGUUUCUUCUCUUCUUAUGGAAUCACAUUAUUCAUCCGCUUGCCAAGUUUCCAGGACCACGUAUCGCCUCGUUUACCAACCUCUGGAAAGUAUACCAUAUCUGGCGUGGAGAUUUGGAGAAGGUUCUAUUACACCGUCAUGAGCAGCAUGGCGAUGUGGUAAGAGUUGGGCCAAAUCACCUGGAUUUCAACAGUAGUAGUGCUGUGACUACCAUACUCGGAUCAGGGCGUUUGUUUCAGAAAAGUGCAUUUUACGAUGCCUUUAACGCCCUGAGACCUAAUCUUUUCGGAACGCGAGACGAAGACAUUCACUCCACAAGACGAAGGGCUGUAGCGAAAAGCUUCUCUGCGCAAGCGGUCUCUAAAAUGGAGAAGUACAUGGACGAAUGCAUGGUCAAGUUUGUCGCGAGACUCGACCGUGCAGCCGUUCACGGAGAGAUAAUUGAUAUCAAGUUAUGGAUUAGCUUCUUUGUGAUGGAUGUUUUAGGGGAACUUGCGUUUGCUCGAUCUUUUGAGCUUCUCGAUGCAGGUCCAGAGGGAUCGAUGCCUCCGUUGAAAGAACAUGUCCUCCUAGCCACUAUUUCGGGGCAAGUUCCCUGGAUUAUUCCCCAUAUCAAUCAGAUUGCAGCGCUCCUACCGUUCGGUCCUCUGAGGAAGAUGAUGACGGGGCGGAAGGUGCUUCGUGAGCCACAGCGCGCGGUUGACUGCGUGAAUGCUCGCCGAUACGAUUGUUCGCAGAGACCAGAUCUUCUGGGUCGGCUCCUGGGGCAGUUGGAAGCCGGCCACGACUCUAGUGGGCGCUGUUUCGACAUCGUUGAUGUACAAACUGAAGCAUUUGGAUUCAUAGUUGCAGGCUCGCAUACGACAGCUGCAAGCACCACCUUGCUUCUUUGGCAUAUGCUUCAUCAUCCAGAAACAGUGAGACGCGUGGGGGAGGAAAUACAGUCGCUGACGUCUGUCGACGGUAAUGCUGUGUAUCCGUUUGAGGCUUUGAAACGCCUGAAGUAUCUCCAGGCUGCAAUAUCUGAGGGCUUCAGGGUCAAUCCUGUGUUCAUUGCACCGCUCAUGCGAGUGGUACCAAGCCAUGGCCAUGAUAUUGCUGGAGCUUUUGUACCAGGGGGGACUGAAGUGAGCGUAUGCAAUCAUGUUGUGCAUCACAAUGGAGACAUAUUCGGUUCUGAUCUGCACAAGUUUAUGCCGGAGCGAUGGUUUGAUGCGGAAUUUUCCGGUGCUGCCAAUCUAAUCACAUUCGGCGCAGGGCAUCGAGCCUGCAUUGGGAGGAAUAUCGCAAUGGCUGAAAUUUCGAAGCUGAUUGCUACCCUCUUAUCUCGAUAUGAUAUUGAAUCCGUUGAUAAAGACAGGUUGGAACAAGACAUCGAGACACUCGAGUUAACAUUGCUCCUACGGUGA
This is a messenger RNA of Penicillium daleae, 1452 nucleotides long. RefSeq lists its product as uncharacterized. Gene Ontology annotation, molecular function: oxidoreductase activity, acting on paired donors, with incorporation or reduction of molecular oxygen; monooxygenase activity; iron ion binding. The transcript has 4 exons. Lineage: Eukaryota; Fungi; Ascomycota; Eurotiomycetes; Eurotiales; Aspergillaceae. The record is from RefSeq and is a predicted model, not a curated record. The coding region runs from base 1 to 1452 and encodes 483 amino acids.